Molecule: messenger RNA, 1461 nt
Organism: Myotis davidii
Lineage: Eukaryota; Metazoa; Chordata; Mammalia; Chiroptera; Vespertilionidae
Product: putative tripartite motif-containing protein 75
Exons: 1
Coding region: 1-1401 (466 amino acids)
Molecular function (GO): zinc ion binding; protein binding
Source: RefSeq, a predicted model, not a curated record
AUGGCCUUUGCAGCUUCCCUGGCCAAGCUCCAGGAAGAGGCCAGCUGUUCCAUCUGCCUGGAUUACCUGGGAGACCCAGUGACCGCUGAGUGUGGGCACAACUUCUGUUCCUCCUGCAUCCACCAGCGCUGGGACCAUCUACAGAGCACCUUUCCCUGUCCUGUCUGCCUCCACCACUGCCCUGACAGGAGCUUGAAGAGGAACACCCAAUUAUGUCACAUGACUGAGAUUGUUCCGCAGAUUCCCACCUCCGGGAGCCAGAGGAAAAUGCAGGAAGAAAUACCCCUGUGUGCGAAGCACAAUGAGGUUCUGACCCUGUUCUGUGAGAAAAGCCUGGAGCUGCUGUGUCCCCAGUGCAGCAGCUGUUGUGCCCAGUGCAGUGUCUCCUCUGAUCACGGGGAUCACCCCCUGAUGCCCACUGAAGAAGCUGCAGGUACUCACAGGAGGAAGCUCAAGAGCUAUAUCAAGUCCUUCAGCAAGCAGAUUAAAGAUACUGAAAAUCGGUCAGAAAUGCAAGUGUCAAAAUGUUUUGAAGUGAGACAGAGGAUAGAAAAUGUAAAGGAUGAAUUGGACUCUGAAGUUAAACAACUUAAAAAUUUUUUGGAAAAGGAACAGAAUGCAAUGCUUAUCAGUUUGCUAACUGAAACAACAAAUGUUGAAGAAAAAUUAAUGGAAGAGAAAAACCAAAUAUCAAACCACAGCUCCAUAUUAAACAGUCGGGUUAGUGAUAUUAUCAGUAAGUGUUUGCAGACAGACAUGGAGUUACUCACUGGUAUUGAAAGUAUCCAAAACAAGUAUGAUAAUCUAGAGCCCCCGGCCACCUUUUUAUAUGAAUUAAAGAAGGAGAGUUGUUCUCUCCCCCCACAUUAUUUGGGCCUGCAUAAAAUGAUCCACACAUUUCAGGUAGAUUUGACACUGGAUCCUGAAACAGCCCAUCCAUGUCUCAUUAUCUCAAGAGAUAGAAAAAGUGUGACCUAUAGGACAGCAUUUGGUCUUCGUAAUCUUCACGGACGCACUUCAUACCCAGCUGUCCUGCGUUCUGAGGGAUUCGAUGCUGGCAGGCAUUUUUGGCAGGUAGAAGUGAGAGGCACAGGGCCAUGGUCCUUAGGCGUGUGUAAGGAAUCUUUCCCCAAGAAUGCUCCUAUGCCACCAUCCCCAAGAAAUGGCUGCUGGCAGUUUCAGUUCUGGGCAAAUACAUCUGACACAUGGGAUUCAGGCAACUGGGAACGGAUAGGCAUUUUUCUGGACUAUGAGUUGGGAGAAGUUUCAUUUUAUAAUUUGAGAAAUAGAUCACAUUUGUAUACUUUCAGUGAAAGGUUUACAGUAAAACUUAUGCCCUAUUUCUGCAUAGGACUUUUUACAAAAUCACUUGAAAUGCGUAUAGUCAAAGAUGAAAGAUGAACCACCUUGCAAUCUGUUUGAUGCGUUCUACUCUUCCUGUUAAUAGAGAGUGCUUGUAAU